AUGCUACAGUCUUUAUUACAGCCAAGGGAUAAUCAAAGACCGAAAAUGAUUGGUGCGAUGCCUGCAGUCGCCGUACGACAUGAGCGGCGACGAGCAGAGAAGCGGACGGCAGGGAGGCGGCCGUCGCAACUACCCCUGCAGCUUGGCCGGCUUGAGGACGCCACCCCAUCCCCUGACCAUCGGCUGAGAAAUGAGCUUUAUGUUUGCGGAAAGGUGGCAGCACUGCACGCGAUAGUGGGGUCUCUCCUUCUAGGCAUCGUGGUGUUGGUGGUGGGGCUGGUGCAACUGUCUCCUGGGGCUGAAGCAGCACAACAUCGCUAUUACCUGAUGGGCGCAGGCGCUAGCCUUGUGGGGAUUGGUGUGUUGAGUGCUGUUCUUAGGUGCAUGUGCCUACACUGGUACAACAUGAAGUUCCGCGAAGAAUACGACGAGAGGAUUCGAGCGAACCAGAAGUGCGUGAGUGUGGUGGAAGGCCACCACCACGACCACCCGCGCAAGGAGGAUAAGCCCAAACUGAAGGCUCAAGCCAGUGUUCAAGAGGUGGACCUCAUCAAACAACCCUCAGUCGCCAGCGACACA
Brenthis ino (lesser marbled fritillary) is the source of this 579-nucleotide messenger RNA. The record is from the annotation of a GenBank genome assembly. NCBI's taxonomy places the organism in Eukaryota, Metazoa, Arthropoda, Insecta, Lepidoptera, Nymphalidae.